Lotus japonicus is the source of this 2713-nucleotide messenger RNA. RefSeq names its product pyrophosphate-energized vacuolar membrane proton pump-like. The transcript has 9 exons. Gene Ontology annotation, molecular function: inorganic diphosphate phosphatase activity; diphosphate hydrolysis-driven proton transmembrane transporter activity. Gene Ontology annotation, biological process: proton transmembrane transport. The coding region runs from base 102 to 2399 and encodes 765 amino acids. The record is from RefSeq and is a predicted model, not a curated record. Lineage: Eukaryota; Viridiplantae; Streptophyta; Magnoliopsida; Fabales; Fabaceae. Gene Ontology annotation, cellular component: membrane.
CUUCUCGAACUCACCUCACACUCUCUCCGUGUCUGUCUCUAUUCCGGCGAACGUUAUCAAAAUCUUCCCGUUUCGGCGGAGGUAGGUGGUUUCCGGCGAGUAUGGGUGCGACUCUGCUGCCGGAGCUUGCGACGGAGAUAGUGAUCCCGGUGUGCGCCGUCGUAGGGAUCGUCUUCUCGUUGGUGCAGUGGUUCCUGGUUUCGCGCGUCAAGCUUACAUCUGAGACGUCGUCGUCGCCGCGCAACAACAAGAACGGUUACGGCGCCGAGUACCUGAUUGAGGAGGAAGAAGGCAUCAAUGACCACAGCGUCGUCGCCAAAUGCGCUGAGAUACAGAACGCCAUCUCUGAAGGUGCGUCGUCCUUUCUUUUCACUGAAUAUCAAUAUGUGGGGGUCUUCAUGGUUGCUUUUGCAAUCCUGAUCUUCCUUUUCCUGGGCUCUGUGGAAGGCUUCAGUACUAAGGGCCAGCCCUGCACAUAUGAUAAGAGCAAGCUUUGCAAGCCAGCCCUUGCAACUGCAUUGUUUAGCACUGUGUCUUUCGUGCUUGGUGCUAUCACUUCAGUCAUAUCUGGUUACCUUGGGAUGAAAAUUGCAACUUAUGCCAAUGCGAGGACAACCUUGGAAGCUAGAAAGGGAGUUGGAAAGGCUUUUAUCACUGCAUUCAGGUCUGGUGCAGUGAUGGGUUUCCUUCUUGCAGCAAAUGGUCUUUUGGUGCUCUACAUUACUAUCAAUCUCUUCAAGCUUUAUUAUGGAGAUGAUUGGGCAGGUCUUUUUGAGGCUAUCACUGGCUACGGUUUGGGUGGAUCUUCCAUGGCUCUGUUUGGGAGAGUUGGUGGUGGUAUCUAUACCAAGGCUGCUGAUGUUGGUGCUGAUCUGGUUGGAAAAGUUGAAAGAAAUAUCCCUGAGGAUGAUCCAAGAAACCCAGCUGUCAUUGCAGACAAUGUUGGUGAUAAUGUUGGAGAUAUUGCUGGGAUGGGUUCUGACCUUUUUGGCUCAUAUGCUGAAUCUUCUUGUGCUGCCCUAGUUGUCGCUUCCAUUUCCUCAUUUGGAAUCAACCAUGAUUUCACCGCGAUGUUAUAUCCCCUUCUCAUCAGUUCUAUGGGCAUUCUUGUCUGUUUGAUUACUACUCUCUUUGCAACUGAUUUCUUUGAGAUCAAGGCUGUCAAGGAAAUUGAACCAGCAUUGAAAAAUCAGCUUAUCAUCUCCACAGCACUCAUGACUGUUGGAAUUGCAAUUGUUAGUUGGGUUGCUCUGCCAUCAACCUUCACAAUUUUCAACUUUGGGGUUCAGAAGGAAGUAAAGAACUGGCAACUGUUCCUCUGUGUCGCUGUUGGUCUCUGGGCUGGACUUAUUAUUGGGUUUGUUACUGAAUAUUAUACAAGCAAUGCUUACAGCCCCGUACAAGAUGUUGCUGAUUCUUGCCGGACUGGGGCUGCAACCAAUGUCAUCUUUGGCCUUGCUCUGGGAUACAAGUCUGUUAUUAUUCCUAUUUUUGCCAUUGCAAUCAGCAUUUUUGUGAGUUUUUCUUUUGCUGCAAUGUAUGGCAUUGCUGUGGCUGCCCUUGGGAUGUUGAGCACCAUUGCGACUGGGUUGGCUAUUGAUGCUUAUGGGCCUAUCAGUGACAAUGCGGGAGGUAUUGCUGAGAUGGCCGGCAUGAGCCAUCGUAUCCGUGAGAGAACUGAUGCCCUUGAUGCUGCUGGAAACACCACUGCUGCCAUUGGCAAGGGAUUUGCUAUUGGGUCUGCUGCGCUGGUGUCUUUGGCCCUAUUUGGUGCUUUUGUCAGCAGGGCUGGAAUUUCAACUGUUGAUGUCCUGACUCCCAAGGUCUUCAUUGGACUUAUUGUUGGUGCCAUGCUUCCUUACUGGUUUUCUGCCAUGACCAUGAAGAGUGUAGGAAGUGCAGCUUUGAAGAUGGUUGAGGAGGUUCGUAGGCAGUUCAACACCAUCCCUGGAAUCAUGGAGGGUACCGCUAAGCCUGAUUAUGCUACCUGCGUCAAGAUUUCUACCGAUGCAUCCAUCAAGGAGAUGAUUCCUCCAGGUGCUCUUGUCAUGCUCACUCCACUCAUUGUUGGUAUCUUCUUUGGUGUGGAAACGCUUUCUGGUGUUCUUGCUGGUUCUCUUGUUUCUGGCGUGCAGAUCGCAAUAUCAGCAUCCAACACUGGUGGUGCCUGGGAUAAUGCUAAGAAGUACAUUGAGGCUGGUGCAUCUGAGCAUGCAAGGACCUUGGGCCCAAAGGGGUCUGACCCACACAAGGCAGCUGUUAUUGGUGACACCAUUGGAGACCCUCUUAAGGAUACUUCUGGCCCUUCACUCAACAUCCUUAUUAAGCUCAUGGCGGUUGAGUCACUUGUUUUUGCCCCAUUUUUCGCAACUCAUGGUGGCCUGCUUUUCAAGAUCUGAGGGAUUGAGACACACUAGGGGUAGAGGUCUCAUUCGUUUAAACUUAUAUUUUGGUUGGAGCUUCAGGCAUUUUUCUUUAUUCCAAUACCUCCAACUUUUUAGGUAGUUUUUCAAUCAUCAGAACUGGAAAUUUGUUGCAGAAUUUAGGUUUUUGUUUCACCAAAAUUUAGUCUUUGGAAUUUUGCGUGUUCGAUGUCUUGGAAAACUGAGUUGCAUCAAUUGAAUUUUCCGAAAUUACCUCAACUGUGAACCGUCUGCAUUGGCUGAUAGAAUUGUUAUGGAUCGUUCUUUGAUAUGUAGCUUAAUUUGAACUA